Messenger RNA from Medicago truncatula (barrel medic), 1664 nucleotides. RefSeq names its product shikimate O-hydroxycinnamoyltransferase. The coding region runs from base 145 to 1443 and encodes 432 amino acids. The transcript is spliced from 3 exons. Gene Ontology annotation, molecular function: acyltransferase activity, transferring groups other than amino-acyl groups. The record is from RefSeq and is a predicted model, not a curated record. NCBI's taxonomy places the organism in Eukaryota, Viridiplantae, Streptophyta, Magnoliopsida, Fabales, Fabaceae.
UGCACCACCUCCGCACUAGACCUUUUCUCUUUCUUUCUCACCUCCAUCACCAAAUCCUAACCCACUCUCAUUCAUCAUUCCUCCUUUACCUUCACAUUCAUUCUUUGCAUCUUUUUUAUUGGUAAUAAUUGGUAGCUACCAGAGAUGUUGAUCAACGUGAAAGAGUCGACGGUGGUGCGUCCGGCGGAGGAGACACCACGAAAGGCGUUAUGGAACUCCAACGUCGACUUGGUGGUUCCAAAUUUUCACACACCAAGCGUGUACUUUUACAGGCCAAACGGCACGUCCAAUUUCUUCGAUGCUAAGAUUAUGAAGGAAGCUCUAAGCAAGGUGCUGGUCCCGUUCUAUCCAAUGGCAGCCCGUCUCCGCCGAGAUGAAGAUGGUCGUGUUGAGCUUUAUUGCGAUGGUCAAGGGGUGCUCUUCGUCGAUGCUGAUACCACCGCUUCCGUUGAUGACUUCAGUGACUUUGCUCCAACACUUCGCCUCCGUCAGUUAAUCCCAGCCGUGGAUUAUUCUGCUGGUAUUGAAACGUAUCCAUUGUUGGUGUUACAGGUAACACAUUUCAAAUGCGGAGGAGUAUCGUUAGGCGUUGGUAUGCAACAUCAUGUAGCAGAUGGAGCAUCUGGUCUUCACUUCAUCAAUUCAUGGUCAGAUGUAGCUCGUGGCCUUGAUGUUUCCAUCCCACCGUUCAUUGGCCGAACACUACUCCAUGCUCGUGAUCCACCUCGACCUGUUUUUGAUCACAUUGAAUACAAGCCUCCACCAUCAAUGCAACAUGCUAAACAAGGCUCAGACACUAGUGCUAGUGUAACCGUGUCAAUCUUCAAGUUAACCCGUCAACAACUCAACAUCUUGAAGGGUAAGUCAAAAGAAGAUGGAAACACUAUCAACUAUAGCUCCUAUGAGAUGUUGGCAGGUCAUGUAUGGAGAAGUGUAAGCAAGGCAAGAGCACUUCCUGUUGAUCAAGAAACAAAAUUGUACAUUGCAACUGAUGGAAGAUCAAGGCUUCAACCUUCACUUCCACAAGGUUACUUUGGCAAUGUGAUAUUCACAACUACUCCAAUAGCAGUAGCAGGAGAUUUAAUGUCAAAACCAACAUGGUAUGCUGCUAGCAGAAUCCACAAUGCAUUGUUACAAAUGGAUAAUGAUUAUUUGAGAUCUGCUUUGGACUAUCUUGAGCUACAACCUGAUUUGAAAGCUCUUGUUCGUGGUGCACAUACUUUUAAGUGUCCAAAUCUUGGUAUCACUAGCUGGGCAAGGUUACCAAUCCAUGAAGCUGACUUUGGUUGGGGAAGACCCAUAUUCAUGGGACCUGGUGGGAUUGCAUAUGAGGGGUUAUCUUUCAUCAUUCCGAGCUCAACAAAUGAUGGUAGCUUAUCUUUGGCAAUUGGUCUGCCUCCAGAUCAGAUGAAACUGUUUCAGGAAUUGUUUUAUGACAUUUGAGGGAUUCUAAGGCGGUGCAUGUUUUCUUCCUAGCUUUUUACUUUUUAUGAAUCAAUUAAAUGUGUAAUCAUGGACUUGCUUCUGGCUUGGCAAAGUGUGUGUAAUUCUAUAGAAACAAGUGUGUUAUUAAUUUGACAUCACAUUUGGACAAGAUUUGUGAUUGCUUUCAUUGUUUUGGCGCCAAAGAUGCAUGUUCCUAACAUGAUUAUUUUUCUUCAACA